Messenger RNA from Prunus dulcis (almond), 1109 nucleotides. Its product is annotated as zinc finger SWIM domain-containing protein 7. Gene Ontology annotation, cellular component: Shu complex. The record is from RefSeq and is a predicted model, not a curated record. Gene Ontology annotation, biological process: double-strand break repair via homologous recombination. The transcript has 5 exons. The coding region runs from base 159 to 557 and encodes 132 amino acids. NCBI's taxonomy places the organism in Eukaryota, Viridiplantae, Streptophyta, Magnoliopsida, Rosales, Rosaceae. Gene Ontology annotation, molecular function: zinc ion binding.
AAGGUUCAUUCCCGUGAGAAAGAUGCUUCAUCUCUGCAGAAGCUAUUGUCAAACGGCUUGGGAACCCAAUCAAAUUCUGGAAUUGGAGCCACGUUUAUCGAAUUUCCCCAGGCUCUAUCAUCAAACCCAUCUUUUAUAGGGCGUGGCAAAGUGAGAACAUGAGUGCAAGUAGCUUGGUUGCAGAGGCAGUUUGGAAGGCCAUUGAAUCAACUGGUUCAGUGACCGAUGAUCAGCUCUCCAUCUUGCAUUUCUUGUUCGGCAAGAACUUGGAGAGGGCAACAAGGAUAGUGGAUCAAAGAGGUGUCAAGAGGGUUUUGGGUGAGCCCAGUGGACGUUCCAUCUUUCAGGUCGUAGGAGAAUCCCGGAGGAAGGAGGAGUACUUCUGUUUUGCUGAGCACUAUUGUGCUUGUUAUUCAUUCUUCUAUGACAUUGUAAACAGAGGAGAGCAGCUUUGUUGUAAGCAUCAACUAGCUGCAAGGCUUGCUUCAUCAUUGGGAGCAUGCAUUGAAGUUAAGGUGUCUGAUGAACAGUUGGCUCUACUGCUUUCUAAACUCUGACAUACGUGGAUGGCCGAAAUUUAGACUUAGGAGUUGAAGAGUACCGCAAGAGCAGGUCACAUGAUCUGAAUUUUAACAUAAUCAGUGGAAGAAAUAUAGAGGUAGUGCCUCCAAUAUAGGUUAUGGAAAUGUUGAUGGACUAGUUUCUAAACAUUGCAUGUAUUCUGUGCUUGGAACUGCUACCAGCAUGAUCUGGAAUGGCCUCAUUCUGCUUCUUAUUGAAGCAUUUACUUUAUAAAACCUUCUUGGUUCGUUUGCAUUUUGUGAAUUCCCCAACUUUCCCUACUAGCCAUCUAGAAAACAGUUGUCAUGUUUCAGAAAUGUCUCUUCCCUUUAAUUAUUUGUUUAUGUCAUGUCUCCAGGAACUGCUCAUGAGAUGCAGGUGGUGAUGAUAUUGUAGACAAGUUUGUAAUUCAGACCCUCCAUGUGGUUCUUUGGGGAAAUCAUAUAGCAUUUGCUAAUCAUCUUUCACAUCACAUUUUCCAUUUUGUUGUAGAAAGUGGUUGAUUGUAUAUGUGAAUCAGUAAAAUCCCCAUUUGCUGCUUUUGUGAA